Messenger RNA from Hyaloperonospora brassicae, 396 nucleotides. Lineage: Eukaryota; Oomycota; Peronosporomycetes; Peronosporales; Peronosporaceae. The record is from the annotation of a GenBank genome assembly.
AUGGCCCUGGCAUUGUGCACGUCCCGCGUCUUUGGCUGCAGCGUCUCCGCCACAGCACGCACUGGAAUGAAGAGCGAGAGCAUCUUCUCGAUUCCCUGUCGCUGGGCGUCGAAAAAGGCUGGCGGGUCGACGAAAAACGGCCGCGAUUCCGAGUCCAAGCGUCUCGGCGUCAAGAAGUUUGGAGGACAGAGCGUGGUGGCUGGUAAUAUAAUCAUUCGUCAGCGCGGCACAAAGUACCACAUAGGCACUGGCGUGGGCAUUGGCAAAGACCACACGAUCUUUGCCACGCGCGACGGGUUCGUGCGCUUCUGGUACAAUACGCCCAAGAAGCACCAGGAGGUGUCGGUCAAGAGCCAUCGCGAAGUGCAGCGUGCAGGGGUCAAGAGCAGCACAUAG